Messenger RNA from Rhododendron vialii, 758 nucleotides. Its product is annotated as protein DESIGUAL 2-like. Lineage: Eukaryota; Viridiplantae; Streptophyta; Magnoliopsida; Ericales; Ericaceae. The transcript has 3 exons. The record is from RefSeq and is a predicted model, not a curated record. The coding region runs from base 8 to 553 and encodes 181 amino acids.
UCGAAAAAUGGACAAGAAUAUCACCCCAAUCAAAAUGGAAAAGAACAUCGGCCCGAUGGUUUGCCUCUUGAUCCUCAUCAUGGACAUCAUUGCGGGCAUACUUGCCAUUGAAGCUGAGAUAGCUCAAAACAAGGUGGAGAAUCUGAAGAUAUGGGUUCUUGAGUGUAGAGACCCAAGCUAUCAGGCAUUCAAGCUAGGGAUGGCUGCAGCAGUACUUCUGGCCCUUGCCCACACCAUUGCUAACUUACUUGGUGGGUGCGUUUGUAUUUGGUCCAAAGAAGAGCUGGAAAAAGCAUCUGCUAACAAGCAGCUGGCAGCAGCCUCCCUCAUUUUCUCCUGGAUUCUAUUAGUAGCUGGAUUCUCAAUGCUGAUCUCAGGAACACUAGCUAACUCAAGUGCCAGAAAAUCAUGCGGGAUAGCAAACCACCAUCUUCUCUCGAUUGGAGGGGUUUUAUGCUUUAUUCAUGGAUUGUUUAUAGUGGCCUACUAUAUUUCAGCAACUGCCACUGUUAAAGAAGAAAAGAAAGCUCCUCAACAUCGUGGCAAUGCUUGAUUUUCUAAGAUCCUUUUUUUUUGGGGGGCACUCUAUUGUUUACCGUUCAAGACCUAUGUUCCACCAAAAAUUUGAAUCUCAUAUUUUUCAUUGAAUAUUUUCCAAGUUACAAGAGCUCGAAAGGAUGCUAAAUGCAAGGGGAACCAAUGAUGGAAAACAAAGAUUUGCAAUUCCUAUGCUGCAAUACCAAAAAUCAAAUUUCCAC